ACACACCCACACAUGCCUCCGCCGCCCCGGGAUCCCACGGCGCGGGCUGCCACACCCGCUCGUAGGGAGACGACCGCCCACAUCCAGCCCCCAAAGUCGACGGCUUUGCGCCCUCCCCAACUCCAGCAUCGCACCCAGUCAGCGCCCACGGUGCCCAAGAACCCCAGCCACACAUCUGACGACAAUGAGGACGACGACGAUACGCAAAGCGACACGGCAGACGAGCACGACGACGACCAAGACGACGACGACGAUAGCGACUCGGCACCCCCGCGCGCCCGCCGUGACACAUCCGAUGCAGACGACGAGAUUACUGGCGACGACUUCUUCCAGCGUUAUCAUUUCCCCCAGUCCUCGUCGUCGUCAACCACCAACACCGCCAAACACAGGAACAAGAACAACAUGCACAGCGACACGAUUCACGAGGGCGAUUCUGCGCAAUCGUCGUCGGACGAGACCGAGGGGCCCAUUUCACCCACCAACAUCAGGACCAAAGCUCGUCUUUCCGAUGCACCCUCGGAUAGUGCUGCCCCGCCGCGGUCUCCUGUGGCAUCCAUAGCGUCGGGAGCCACCGAUGCCACAUCGGUCACACAGGACAUCAAUGUCGCCGUCAUGGGCAACCCAUCGACGGGCAAGUCCACCUUCAUACGUCGCGCGCUGAACAUACCCGACACGGGCUCGUCAUCCGUGUGCACCCGCCAGAUGACCAUUGACGGCGGAUACUACCUGGUGCGCUUCGUCGAGAUAGCCUUUGACCGCAUACACAUUGGAAACAGCAACACCAUCAAAUGGCCAGAUACCGUCGACGGCCUGCCCACGCCGCGCAUCGACGGUGCCGUGACCCUGUACGACGUGACCAACAAGGCGAGCCUGCAACUUGUGCCUGAAAUGCUGCACGUCCUCUCCAAGUCUGGGCUCCCUUUUAUCUUAGUGGCGGCUAAAUGCGACAAGCACCCCGCACUCCGCGAGAUUGACCCUGCCCGCGUCGAGGAGCGCGCAAAGAAGUUCCCCGGCGACGUCAAUGCCUUUCAGACGUCCACCGAGCAGCCCGAGACGCAGCGCGGCUGCUUGUCCGUCAUCACGCGCGCCGUCAUUGCUGCCAAACGACCCAUAUCCCAAACAUCCAUGGCCCGCCGCCGCGCAAACUCCUCGGCAGUCCGAUCGAGCAUAGCCAAAGACCCAUGGGGCCGUCGACACGAGCGCGCCAGCUCCGAAUUCUCCGCCAGAUAUCGACCGCGAUCCUCGGAAACCGUCAAAAGCCAUCUCCACAAAUCCAGCGAAGCAAACAAAACCUUUUUCCACUUUGAAGAAGAGACUCCGGCCCACGAGGCAAAUGACACCGAUGUCUCGGACGCGGAAAGCGGGGAGCUCCCCUCGGACGAGAAUGGUUACACCUUCGACCAGCUGGUGGAUCGGUUAUUGGCACAACCCAUGUCCAAGAACGAUACAAGAUUUGUAGCCAUCUUUCUGGCCCUCUAUCGAAAGUUUGCGACACCGGGACAGCUACUCGAAGCGAUACUGAAGCGAUUCGAUUCGCUGCGACGACUCCAGACUCCACCCAUCACGCGCAUCAUAGCCCAACUGCGAUGUCUCGCCAUCUUACAGCAGUGGGUGAGCUACUAUCCCGGCGACUUUGCAUACCCUACGACGCGGCGGACUCUGCGCAAGUUCGCAUCAGCCAUGUCCUCGAACCGAGAAUUCGCGGCCGCUGCAAAAGAGAUCAUGAGUGCCAUUCAUGCUGUCACCGAAGAUGACGAUACAGAUUGGGCUUGCAGCGAUCGGCAGCGGAUCCAAAGUGACAGCGUGGUCAACUUUCAUACGGCACUGGAUGAAGAUACCGAUGAUGACGACGAUUUCACUAGGGCAUUGGGCUCCAUGUCCAUGUCGUCGUCUGAGCGUUUGUCGGCGUCACGGACUAACACAACAGGAACCUCGCGAAUCACGCAGUCCUCGACCUCGUCCUCCACACUGAGCUUGCUCCACCAAGUCGACCAAAACGAGAGACAGGCCAGACUCCUCGUGCCGAACCCGAUAAAACCCCUCACCAAGAUACAAUGGCAUCAGCUGAUUGCCGAGUCGGAGCAGGUGAUUGCGCGGGAACUGACAAGAAUGGAUUGGAUCAUGUUUUCGUCUAUACGGCCGCGAGAUUUUGUGCGCCAUGUCAGUGCAGGCACCGAGGAGAGGAAGAAAUACAAAAACCUGGAAAGCGUGAACCGCAUGAGCGACCAUUUCAACCACGUCGCCUACCUGGUCGCAAACUACAUCCUCCUUCGCGACAAGGCCAAGCAUCGGGCCACGAUGAUGGAGAAGUGGAUGAAGGUCGCACGCCAACUGCGCAUCAUGAACAACUACAACACGCUCGGGGCCAUCAUUGCAGGCAUCAAGAACGUAUCCGUGUUUCGCCUCAAGGAAACUACGAGCUUGCUGUCUUCGCAGGUAGGCCACGACUUUACGCGAUUGGAAAUGCUCAUGAGCACACAACAAAGCUCCGCAAAGUACCGGCUGGCGUGGCAGAACAGCUUCAACGAGCGUAUCCCUUUCAUUCCGCUGCACCGCGGCGAUCUGGUGUCAGCUUCAGAAGGCAACUCUACCUUUGUCGGUGACAAGGCAAAGCCGGUCGAGCCUUCCGCGCCGCAUCCGGGCACAAGCGUGUACCCAGGCUCCGCGUCGAACCGAAAUUCUCGAGAAGCGCCCCCCGGAGGCGUCAUGGGUAAGGAGCGGAUCAACUGGAAGAAAUUCGACAUUAUGGGCCAAGUGGUGGUGUCGCUGCAACGGGCCCAAGGUACGCCGUACGCCAACUGGCAAAAGAACGAAGAGAUUCGCAAUCUCGUCCUGGACGUCAAGAUCUGCAAAGACGAUGAUGUUCUCUACGACCGCAGUGUGCAACUCGAAGCCGCCGCCUCGGGCGAGAAAAAGAGGCUGUUCAACUGGAUCAGAGAGCCGCGCCUCUCAUUGCCGCAUCUGCCCCCCGCGCAAAACUACCAAACGGAAGCGUCGGCGAGUAAUUACAUGAGGAUCUGA
Messenger RNA from Periconia digitata, 3021 nucleotides. The record is from the annotation of a GenBank genome assembly. Lineage: Eukaryota; Fungi; Ascomycota; Dothideomycetes; Pleosporales; Periconiaceae.